AGAGCAGCGACAGCCAGACGAGGCGGAUGGCCUAAACGAAACGAAGAGCGACGCGCGGCCCAAAAGAAAACAAACACAAGCCACAAAAUUUCUAUUACAAUUGAUAUUUAUUUUUGUGUCUGUUGAAUUUUGUGUUUAGUGAGUGCGUAUUUUUUUUUGUGUGGAUUUUUUGCUUUGUUUUUUGGUAUUUUUUGCCUCAAUGUGUGCGCCGAAUGAAAGUGCAAUAACAACAGCAACAGAAGUGAACGCGAACGCGAACGUGAUUGUGAACGUGACUGCGCCUGCCACUGCCACUGUGCCACUGUGAUCGUGACGAGCGAAUGAAAGUGUGCCAGGCUUUGGCUUUCGAUACAUUCUGAGCGGGAAAGUACCAGCGAGAGAUCCAAAGAGGACAAGUUCAAGCCCGUAGAAGGUCACCCCCCAACCGCCACAAACAACCCCAAUCCAGGCCCAAACCCGAACCCGAUUCAGAUCCAGAAUGGUUGUUGUUCCCGCUCUGGGCGCCGCCGCCUUAUCGGUGGGUGGCCUACUGUUUAAGGCCAGCAGCGCCGCCUCGGCGGGCGUGGCCGCCGUGGGCGCCUCCCAGCUGGGCCUGGCCAUAGCCGGAGCCAUCAAGCUGGCCACCGCCGUCGUGGGCGUGGGCAAGCUGACCAUCCUGCCGUUCCUGAUAGCGGCCAUCGCGUACUACAACUACGACCUGUUCGACCCAGAGAACCGGCCCUUCAAUGUGCCGCAGGUGGACCAGGCGUACGACUUCAUCAUCAUUGGCGGCGGAUCGGCGGGCACUGUGCUCGCGUCGCGACUCUCCGAGAUCAGCCACUGGAAGAUACUGCUGCUGGAGGCCGGCGGCCACGAGACGGACAUAUCGGAUGUGCCCCUCCUCUCGCUCUAUUUGCACAAAAGCAAAAUGGACUGGAAGUAUCGCACCCAGCCCCAGGCCACUGCCUGCCAGGCCAUGAAGGACCAUCGCUGCUGCUGGACAAGGGGAAAGGUGCUGGGCGGCAGUUCGGUGCUCAACACAAUGCUCUACAUCAGAGGCAAUCGCAGGGACUUUGACCAGUGGGCAGAGUUCGGCAAUCCGGGCUGGUCCUACGAGGAGAUCCUGCCAUACUUCCGCAAGUCCGAGGACCAGCGUAAUCCGUACCUGGCGAGGAACAAGCGCUACCAUGGAACAGGUGGCCCCUGGACCGUGCAGGACUCGCCGUACAACACGCCCCUGGGCCCGGCCUUCCUGCAGGCUGGCGAGGAGAUGGGCUACGACAUCGUCGACGUCAAUGGGGAGCAGCAGACGGGCUUCGGCUUCUAUCAGUUCAACAUGCGACGCGGCUCUCGCAGCUCCACGUCCAAGUCCUUCCUGCGCCCGAUCCGGCUGCGCACCAACCUGCACGUGGCCCUCUUCUCGCACGUGACCAAGGUGCUGACCGACCCCACCACGAAGCGGGCCACGGGGGUGCAGUUCAUCCGGGACGGACGGCUGCAGAACGUGUACGCCACCAGGGAGGUCAUACUGUCGGCGGGGGCCAUCAGCUCGCCCCACCUCAUGAUGCUGUCGGGCAUCGGGCACGGGGAGGAGCUGAGUCGAUUCGGCAUUCCCCUGGUCCAGCACCUGCCGGGGGUGGGCCAGAACCUGCAGGACCACAUCGCCGUGGGGGGCAUUGCCUUCCUGAUCGACUACCCCAUAUCGAUAGUGAUGAAGCGGAUGGUCAACAUCAACACGGCCCUGCGGUAUGCCAUCACCGAGGACGGUCCGCUGACCUCCAGCAUCGGACUGGAGGCGGUGGCCUUCAUCAACACGAAGUACGCCAAUGCCAGCGACGAUUGGCCGGACAUGAACUUCAUGAUGACCUCCGCCUCGGUGAUGUCCGACGGCGGGUCACAGGUGAAGACCGCCCACGGGCUGAGCGACGAGUUCUACCAGGAGGUCUUCGGGGAGGUGAACAAUCGCGACGUCUUCGGCAUCUUCCCGAUGAUGCUGCGCCCCAAGAGCCGGGGCUUCAUCAAGCUGGCCUCCAAGAACCCGCUGCGGUAUCCCCUGCUCUACCACAACUACCUCACCCAUCCGGACGACGUGAAUGUCCUGCGGGAGGGCGUCAAGGCCGCCGUGGCCAUGGGCGAGACGGAGGCCAUGAAGCGGUUCGGGGCCCGCUUCUGGAACAAGCCCCUGCCCAAUUGCAAGCACCUGACGCUCUUCACCGACGACUACUGGAACUGCUUCAUCCGGCAGUACACGAUGACCAUCUACCACAUGAGCGGCACGGCCAAGAUGGGACCGCCCAGCGAUCCCUGGGCCGUGGUGGACCCCCAGCUCAGGGUCUACGGCAUACCCGGGCUGCGGGUGAUCGAUGCCAGCAUUAUGCCGGCGAUCACCAAUGGCAAUAUCCAUGCCCCGGUCGUGAUGAUUGGCGAGAAGGGGGCCGAUCUCAUCAAGCAGCUCUGGCUGUCACCCAGCUCUGGGCCCUCGCCGCGACUGGGCCAGGGUCAGGGUCAGGCCACACGACCCCUAUGGAGGGGCAAGCGGGAACUGAGAUCGGGAAAUGCCACGACCUCAUCCACCGACGACCGAAUGGAACAUGUCCAGGAGGAGGCGGUUCGUCAAUGGGAAUUGCCGAGCUCGUAGCUGGGUUCCUAGAGUUCUUGGGGUUUCAAUUGGGGGCUUACGGGUGGUUCUGGGGCUGCGGUUACGGGAUACGGGAAAGGGACUCAAAAGAUCCAGUGCGAGAGGUCGCGCGUUGCCUUAGCCUUUAGUUUAGCACAAAUUGCCGCGAUGUUGAAUAAAUUGUAUUUAUUAAGCUUUAGUUUUUGUCCACUCUCUCCCCCACUACCCCAUCCCCCUUCCGUGCCCAUCCCUACCGGACUUAGUCUUAGUUAAGCGCUUCAUGUAAAUAUCGAGUCAUUUAUGAUAAUUUGUUUGUAUUUUCCUUUUUUGUUUCGUAUCCUUUAUACGUUAUACUUUUAUACAUACCUAUACCUAUAUUUUUAUAUAUUUUUGUUUUACUUUUAGAAUUUAAUUUGUAGCUACUGUUUGUCUGGCGCCGCGUACACUUGGAGUACCUCAAUUAGCUGUUAAGUUUUGGAUAGUUUCGGAAGCAUUCGAUGUUUGCUUUCGACUAGAAUACGACUACUCUCAAAUGCAAACGAACCGAACACAUAAUAAAUUGAUAUCGCAAAUGGAGAGGGUGCAGUCU
Drosophila miranda is the source of this 3185-nucleotide messenger RNA. RefSeq names its product glucose dehydrogenase [FAD, quinone]. The record is from RefSeq and is a predicted model, not a curated record. Gene Ontology annotation, molecular function: flavin adenine dinucleotide binding; oxidoreductase activity, acting on CH-OH group of donors. Bases 479 to 2617 code for a protein of 712 amino acids. NCBI's taxonomy places the organism in Eukaryota, Metazoa, Arthropoda, Insecta, Diptera, Drosophilidae. The transcript has 3 exons.